AUGUGCACGAGUGCUCGUAACAAACAGAGCGGAGAGCUGGCAGCUAUUAAAGUCAUAAAGAUGGAGCCAGAGGAUGAUUUCUCCAUCAUCCAGCAGGAAAUCAUCAUCGUGAAAAGCUGCAAACAUCCCAACAUCGUAGCUUAUUACAGCAGCUACAUACAAGCCAACAAACUGUGGAUCUGUAUGGAGUUCUGCGGCGGAGGUUCCCUUCAGGACAUUUACCACGUGACGGGGCCCCUGUCUGAAGCUCAGAUAUCCUACGUGUGCAGGGAGAUGCUUCAGGGCCUGGACUACCUGCAUGCACAGAAGAAAAUCCACCGAGACAUUAAGGGGGCCAACAUCCUGCUGAACGAUCAGGGCGAGGUCAAGCUGGCUGAUUUUGGGAUCUCGGCCCAGAUCACGGCCACCCUGGCUCGGAGGAUGUCCUUCAUCGGGACGCCGUACUGGAUGGCGCCAGAGGUCGCAGCCGUGGAGAUUAAAGGCGGCUACAACGAACUUUGUGAUAUCUGGUCCGUGGGCAUCACCGCCAUCGAGCUAGCAGAGCUACAGCCUCCGAUGUUCGAUGUCCACCCACUACGAGUUUUGUUUCUCAUGUCGAAGAGCGGCUACCAGCCCCCCAAACUGAAGGACAAAUCAAAAUGGUCGUCUAAUUUCUACAACUUUGUGAAAGCCAUGUUGGUGAGGAACCCGAAGAAAAGACCGAGCGCCUCCAAGAUGCUCUCAAACAUUUUUCUGACCCAGCUGGGUCUGAACCGGGAUCUGACCCUGGACCUGCUGGAGAAAUACAGAAAUCCUGACAAGCUGAAAACCUGCGUGGCGACAGAGGACGACGAGAUGGAAGUGGCGCCUUCCUCAUCAUUUAGGCGGAUCCAGUCCAUUAACAAACACAACCGGGCUGAGAGGACCAACUCUGACAUAAGCUUCGAACAGAUUUACACUCAGAGGCCGACGAAGACCGACUCGCCAAACUUAACGUUAGGAUCAAUGGGAUCAAGAGGCGGUACCAACAGUCCUACGAGGGAGGCAGACACAGACUCAGAUGACUACGAUGAUGUUGGCAUCCCUACGAUACAACCGUCCAGUCUGUUAACGGCAGAAGCUCUAACGCCACCUCCACUUCCUCCAAAGCCUAAAGCUCGUACCAGCUCAGAAGAAAGCAUAACGGCUGAUGACGACCGAACAAAAAAACCCAGCUCUCUGCACGCCGUCUCCUCUCUCAUCAGGACCUCCAGCGGGACACACGUCCGACCCAAGCCCAGCCCACGAGCCUUACGGCACUCAGAUCCUCCAUCAUUACCGAUCCAGCUGAAUGAGAAUCGAGCCGACUGCCUUCCUCCUGAACUUCCACCCAAAGACUUCAGAAGACGAAAACCCCCGUCCAAGGACUACACCGAGUGCCCCAGCCCCGUCGUAAAGAAACCUCCCGUUUACUUUAAAAAGAUUUUCCACGGCAGUCCUCUGAAAAUAAACUGCUCCACAAUGUGGGACAAUCCUGCUUCCAAAGAGCAGCAUCUGAUCCUGGGGGCGGAGGAGGGGAUCUACACCCUGAACCUUCACAGCUCCGAGGCCACCAUGGAGCUGCUGUACCCUGGGAGGUGUACCUGGGUCCACAACGUCAAUAACGUCCUCAUGUCGGUAUCAGGUAAAUCCUCUCAGCUCCACUCUCAUUCACUGAAAGAGUUGUACGAACAUGCUCGGAAAGACCAGAGGAUGGUUCCCUUACCGACCCACAGACUAUUGUCGAGAAAAGGUCCGGUGACGUGUAAAAUACCAGAUACAAAAGGCUGCAAGACCUGCUCAGUUGGAGGGAACUUGCAGCGAGGUUGUGUGUUUCUGUGCUGUGCUCUGGACUCCAGUGUGGUGCUGCUGCAGUGGUACGAGCCCAUGCACAAAUUCAUGCUCAUCAAGCAUUUCGACUUCCCCCUCCCCAACCCCCUGCGGGUGUUUGAGAUGGUGGUGGUGGCCCAGCAGGAGUACCCUCUGGUGUGUAUCGGCGUGUCUCGGGGCUCAAACCCUAAUGUCCCAGUCAACGUGGAUUAUAUCAACCUGAACUCCAGCACGUCCUGGUUCUUCCACUCCGGCCUGGAGAAAUCCAGUCCAGAUGUAGUUCAGGUAAACCAGCUGGACCACAACUCACUGCUUGUUCUCAUGGAGAGGUCGGUACAAAUAGUUGGUUUAGACGGAGAGCUGAGGAGCAACAAACAUCUUCCUCAUGAAACCACCUUUCCUCAUGACGUCGAAUCAAUAGUGUCUUUUGAAGAUACACUUUUGGUUGUUUGGCGUCACGGCUGGCAGCGGAGAGGAAAAGGUUUCUCAGAGGUGCUGGACGAGACGACGGACCACAGGAAGGUCUACAGGAUGGUGAAGUCAGACAGGAUGAUCGUGUUGGAAACGCGUCAAGCCGAAGACCCGUCAGGUCUGUCUAACUUGUACCUUCUGGAAGUGGCUGAGAACUACGUCUCGCUGCCGUGA
Messenger RNA from Nematolebias whitei (Rio pearlfish), 2472 nucleotides. RefSeq names its product mitogen-activated protein kinase kinase kinase kinase 5. Gene Ontology annotation, biological process: protein phosphorylation. Gene Ontology annotation, molecular function: MAP kinase kinase kinase kinase activity; ATP binding. Lineage: Eukaryota; Metazoa; Chordata; Actinopteri; Cyprinodontiformes; Rivulidae. The record is from RefSeq and is a predicted model, not a curated record. The transcript has 32 exons. The coding region runs from base 1 to 2472 and encodes 823 amino acids.